UUGGAGACCGGGCCCACAUGUAAUUAUUUCCGGGUUAAGGCUUCUUCUAUUCCGGGAGGCAAAGUGUUACUCAUUCGUCUAACUGAGCGAGGUUAAAUUGGACAUUUUUAAAAUAAUAAUAGCCACAGUUACGAGAUAAUUUAGAACCAUGGCAGUAAACACGGGCACGUCUCUGGUGCUUUCCAGUCUGCUUUCGGUGCUUGUGUUUACCGGCAUGCAGAUGUUCAGUAGGCAACUGGCCUCCACUGAGUGGCUCACCAUCCUGGGGGGUUUCUUGGGUUCAAUCCUCUUCAUUUGCUCCCUCACAGCAUUUAGUAAUCUGGAAAAUAUGUUCUUUGGGAAAGGAUUCCAAGCCAAGAUCUUCCCAGAAAUUCUGCUGUGCUUGUGCCUGUCCCUGUUUGCAUCCGGUCUGGUUCAUCGUGUGUGUGUCACCACAUGCCUGAUCUUCUCCCUCUUCGCCCUGUACUACAUCAACAAAAUAUCCGCUGCCCUCUACCAGGCAGCCGCACCGUUGGCACCACCCACGAAGGUGACCACCAAGGGCAAGAGGAAGAACUGAUAAAGAACUGAUGGAUGAAAACAAACAUCCUGCUUCUGAUAGAAACUUUUAUUGGCCAGCUCCACAUUCCAGUAAAGAGAUUACGUCAACCCAUCGAGUUACUAUUUGUUCAACGCAUUUUCAUUUUGUAAUUAAAUUCCUCGAAAACCUUACAAUGUGUC
Molecule: messenger RNA, 720 nt
Organism: Syngnathoides biaculeatus (alligator pipefish)
Lineage: Eukaryota; Metazoa; Chordata; Actinopteri; Syngnathiformes; Syngnathidae
Gene: krtcap2
Product: keratinocyte associated protein 2
Exons: 5
Coding region: 149-559 (136 amino acids)
Source: RefSeq, a predicted model, not a curated record